Messenger RNA from Leishmania mexicana MHOM/GT/2001/U1103, 1761 nucleotides. Its product is annotated as putative lysyl-tRNA synthetase. The coding region runs from base 1 to 1761 and encodes 586 amino acids. The record is from RefSeq and is a predicted model, not a curated record. Gene Ontology annotation, biological process: lysyl-tRNA aminoacylation. Gene Ontology annotation, molecular function: tRNA binding; ATP binding; lysine-tRNA ligase activity. NCBI's taxonomy places the organism in Eukaryota, Euglenozoa, Kinetoplastea, Trypanosomatida, Trypanosomatidae. The transcript has a single exon. Gene Ontology annotation, cellular component: cytoplasm; cytosol.
AUGUCGUCCCCCGAAGAGCUCCGUAAGCAGAUAGAGGCUCUUGCCUACCAGAUCGCAGACACCAAAAAGACGAAGGGUACUGAAAAUGAUGAGUACAAGUCGUUGGUGAAGCAGAUGGGUACGCUGCGCAGCCAGCUUCCACAGGAUGAGAAGAAGGCGAAGAAGGAAAAGACGGUAGAGCCGUCUUACUUCGAGUCGCGCUUGGCGAUGGUCAAGGAGAUGGGUCUCCUUGGCGCUGCCUACCCACACAAGUACCACCGUCAAUACACAAUUCCUCAGUAUCGUAGGAAGUACGCGCCUUUGCUUACAGAGCCCGACACAUCCCUCGAUAAAACGGUGACGAUUGCGGGCCGCAUCAUCAAUAAGCGUAGCUCCGGUUCGAAGCUGCACUUCAUCACUAUUCAGGGCGAUAUGGAGACUGUGCAGGUGAUUUCUGCCCUCACUGACUACAUCGACCAGUCCAAGUUCGCCGAGAUCCACUCUAAGCUGAAGCGCGGCGAUAUUAUCGGCAUUGCGGGCAAGCCGUCCCUAUCCAAGAGCAGCGAGUUUUCCCUCAAGGCAACCGAGAUUACGCUUCUUUCAACUUGCUACCACAUGCUCCCCGACGACUACUUUGGCCUUUCUUCCUUUGAGCAGCGCUUCCGUCAGCGCUACCUCGACUUUAUUGUCAACCGCGACAAUAUCAAGACCUUCAUUCAGCGUGCAAACAUCAUCAAGUACAUUCGCAAGUUUUUUGAUGAGCGGGACUUUGUGGAGGUCGAGACGCCGGUGCUCAACCAAAUCGCUGGCGGUGCCGCGGCGCGUCCUUUUGUGACGCACCACAACGACCUCAACCAGACCAUGUUCCUGCGUAUCGCGCCGGAGCUGUACCUGAAGGAGCUCGUCGUCGGUGGCAUGGAUCGUGUGUACGAAGUCGGCAAGCAAUUCCGUAACGAGGGCAUCGAUCUCACCCACAACCCCGAAUUCACAAGCUGCGAGGCGUACUGGGCGUACAUGGACUACCACGAUUGGAUGACCGCAACAGAGGACCUUCUGUACGGUCUGGCCAUGGAGCUUCACGGCUCGCCAAUCGUUCGCUAUGCGCCGAAGGACUCAGAGGGCAAGCCACUGCCAGAGGUUACCUUCAACUUCAACAAGCCGUUUAAGCGUCUGCACAUUAUUCCGGAGCUGGAGAAGCGCUUGAAGGUAUCCUUUGACAACGUUGACUUCGAGUCCGAUGCGGGCAUUCAGUUUCUGAUGGACCUGUGCAAAAAGCAUAAGGCCGACUGCCCUCCACCGUACACGGCGCCUCGCCUUCUCGAUGCCCUUAUCGCUGAGUUCCUUGAGCCCGAGUGCCACGACCCUUGCUUCAUCUGCGAUCACCCUCGCGUGAUGUCGCCUCUCGCCAAGUGGCACCGCAACGACCCCCGCCUGACGGAACGCUUUGAACUGUUCGUCAACAAGAAGGAGCUCGCUAAUGCGUACACCGAGCUGAACAACCCUAUCGUGCAACGUGAGGAGUUUGUUAAACAGGUGCGGAACCGCGACAAGGGCGAUGUCGAAUCUAUGGAGAUCGAUGAGGGCUUCGUCGCAGCACUGGAGCACGCGUUGCCACCCACUGGUGGAUGGGGUCUUGGCAUCGACCGCCUUGUGAUGUUCCUCACAAGUCAGUCGAACAUCAAGGAAGUGCUUCUGUUCCCUGCCAUGAAGCCUGAAGGCAAGAACGCGAUUAGCUACCCUCCGGGCACGAUGCUCAACGGCCAGGGCGUUCCUCUGUUGUAG